Pristis pectinata (smalltooth sawfish) is the source of this 2176-nucleotide messenger RNA. It is a transcript of the gene rassf6, whose product is annotated as Ras association domain family member 6. NCBI's taxonomy places the organism in Eukaryota, Metazoa, Chordata, Chondrichthyes, Rhinopristiformes, Pristidae. The record is from RefSeq and is a predicted model, not a curated record. The transcript has 11 exons. The coding region runs from base 154 to 1098 and encodes 314 amino acids. Gene Ontology annotation, biological process: signal transduction.
AACAGCAAAGUAAACACUUCCAAAGGCACACGGUAGCUGGUACUGGGUGUGUCAUAUUUCAAACACAACAGUUUUGCUUGGCUGAUAAUUAACUUCUUCCUGAGGCCCUUCCACAUUUUUAGAGGUGAACUGACGGGCAUUUCUGAAGCUAUCAUGAUCCUGAAUGGGCAAGUAAAGGGGUGCGUGAAAGAGUUCAACAUUUGUACUUUGGAUUUCAUCAGGCAUGAGUUUUUGUCAUUGUUGAGAACAUACAACUGUUUUCAUGAAGAUAAGAAGAAUUUUCAACUGUCAUAUUAUGUCAACAAUGGAAAAAUUGUCUUGGAAGGAUUAUUGGAUAUUUCCUGGAGUGUACAACAACCAAUAAGAUUACAGAUAAAUGAUGAGAAAUCCAGAUCAUCAUCAAAAUGUUCCCAAUCUUCUGACACUGUGAUGAACAAAAGAGGAAUGACACGAUGGGGAGAGUUUGAUAAUUUGUGCAACAUUGCUGAACUAGAAGAGGAUGCAGAGUCAGAAGCUGAGGAACAGCAGGCUGCCCAGGAGCUGAUCUUUGAAAGCAGUACAUUAAAACCACAACGCAACCGAGAGCCAGAAAGUAGCAACUUAAUACGUACCAGGAGUGAUGUAUCACUGGUGAAGAUGAGGGUAAAGAACCAAGCAGUGGCUGCAGCACGGAAAGCUAGGCGCCAUCGCUUUUCCAUCAAUGGCCAUUUUUACAACCAUGAGACAUCCAUUUUCACACCAACCAAAGGCUCAGUAACCAGUGUGAGAAUCAACAGCACGCUGACGACCAAGGAGGUGAUAGCAUUACUCCUGCAAAAGUUUAAGAUAGAAAAUGACCCCAAUGAUUUUGCACUGUAUGUCGUUCAUGCCAGUGAAGAAAAGAAGAAGCUUAAAGACACAGCAUUUCCAUUAUGGGAGAGACUGCUUCAUGGACCAUCACGCAAAAUAGUAAAAAUAUUUUUAAUGGACAAAGAUGCCGAGGAAAUUAGCAUUGAUGUAGCACAGUAUAUCAAGUUUGAACUUCCUGUUUUAAAUGCAAUUCUUCAGAAACUAAAUGAGGAGGAGGAAAAAUACAUUGGAAAUACUUACUUACGAUAAUGUCAAAUGGAAGGAAUAUCAGGAAGCAGAAGUGUUUAUUCCAGAUACAGAAUGGAGAAAAGGUCUUUGGUUCAGCAGCUGCGAAGACGAAUGAUGGUGAGGGCAGAAACUUCAGUUUAAGGAACAGUCCGGCAACUGAGAAGCUGGAUGCCAGGAAGUGUUGAAUUGCAAAAUUAGUUGCCUAGAUUUUCCUUGAGGCUUGCAAUGAUGCAUCAACAGCUCUCAAUACAUGAACAGUGCAAAAGGAAACUGUGGACUAAAUCACAUGGCAUUAAUUGUGUUACUCCGUAUAUUCCAGGGAUAUUUCUGUUGCAACUCCCAUUUUUUACUCAACAUCACCAUCCUUCCAUUUGGCAACUGUCCGAACUGAACAAGACUAUUCACAGCCUGUGGUGUCACAUUUACUCUGAGAAUGGCUUAAAACAACAUUUACACACAUCAUUCAGGUUACCUCCAGAAGCAUUGCCCGACUGUGCCCAAGCCUCAGCUGCUGCUGAAACCCUCAUCCAUAUCUGUUAUCUUUAUACUUGACAAUGCCAAAGCACUGCUGACCUGCUUCCCUCAUUCGACCUUCUACAGUUUUGAAGUUGUUGAAACUACUUCUUUCCAAGUCCUGACACACACAAAUCUUGUUCAACCACUGUGCUAGUUUCCUUUCUCCAGAUCUUAUUAAAAUUGUCACUCCUGCUUUCAACUGUCUCCAGGGCUUUUGCCUCUAUCCUUGUGAGAUAACUGCCCUUCUCUAGUUCUGGCCCCUUGCUCAUUCUUGAACUUAGAGAAGAGUGCCAUUAGCCUCUUGAAUAAUUUCUAGGAUGACUUGGUGUGAAGUUCUGUUUGAUUAAGUUCCAGGAUGUAUUUCUAUGUUUAGUUUCUUUUUCUUGCAAUUCCAUUGUGAUCCUCAAAGAAACGUGAAAAGGUAUGGUUGUAGUUCUGCCUCCAAAGAUGUCAUUGCUGAAGUCAUGUUUCCUGGAACUAAGCCACAUUUUAUAUUGUUACUCUUCAAACUGAAAAUAAAAGUAGAACAACAUUGACUCCAUUUUUGUUCAUUGUAUCAAUUUUAAAUAAAGUUGAAAAUGCA